Darwinula stevensoni is the source of this 653-nucleotide messenger RNA. NCBI's taxonomy places the organism in Eukaryota, Metazoa, Arthropoda, Ostracoda, Podocopida, Darwinulidae. The record is from the annotation of a GenBank genome assembly.
AAGAUUUUAUCCUUCCAGAUCUUCUUGAACUCGAGAAUGUGAAAUCAGUGAUGUUUCAUUGUCAUAAAAAUAUGAGAAAGUGACAAGGCAAGGUGCAAUAUUUCUUCAUAUCAAACAUCAUAUGUUAAUCUGUGAUUUCCUGACAAAAUUUUAAAAUGUUGAGUUCUUUAUGGCUUAUCAUCUGUGCAACUUGGAUGCAAGUUGUCCGAGGUGAACUAUUCACAGCUCUUGUUGACCUAGAAGGUCUCCUUGUAACUGAAAGGGAGCUCAUCAACAACAUCAAUGCCUAUCUCCAAGCAGAGGAAGAGAAGCUUCAUCGGGUGAAAAGGUUUCUUAUGCACUAUCAGACUCUACAUGAAGAAGCGAGCAAGAAUGCUCAAGAUUUCCUUGCCAAUCCUGUCAAUGCUUAUCUACUAGUCAAGAGGCUGACAAAGGAUUGGAGGGCUGUGGAGUCAGUCAUGUCUGAAAAUGUUGGCCAAUCCUUUGUGCAGAACAUCACAGGCAGUGAGGUGCUAAGGUUCCCUGAUGAUGAAGACUUAAGUGGAGCUGCCAUCGCAUUGAUAAGGCUGCAAGACACGUACAAAUUGGAAACUGGUGCUAUAGCAAAAGGUCAUCUUCAGGGGGCUCAACUCAGUCAAGAACUCACUGGUUAG